AUAGAAAAGUAGAAAAACCUACAUAAUGGAGUGCAUUCAUUUCUAAGUACCCAAUCCUCAUUAAACAAAGCAAACCAGAAAUCUGGUUGUGAACCCUCUGAAAUCUCCAAUACUCGCAAUACUUGCUUCUUUCUUGAGGAGAUGGCCAUGGUGCUGGAUGCUUUAGCUGCAACCACGGUCAGUAAGCUGGCUGAGGUUGUUGAGGAGAAGGUGGUAACUGUCCUGGGCGUGAAAGACGAGAUCAAGAGGCUACAGCGAAGGAUGGAGAGGAUCAAGCAUGUGCUUCAUGAUGCUGAGAGAAAGCGCAUCCAAUCAGAAUCAGUUGCAGGGUGGGUGAGGGAGCUCAAAGAUGUUAUGUACGAUGCCGAUGACAUAAUCGACCGAUGCAGGCACGAGGGUGGAAAAUUGCUUGAUGGCCAACCGUCUACAUCAUCUGAUCCAUCAUCAACGCAUUCCGAGAGUUUCUUGCAGGUUGUGGAAACACCUUGACUAAUUACCUGCUGCUCUUCGAUCUUUUCCUCGUAUCCAAAAGUUAUUUAAACUAACUCUCUUACUACCUUAACGCUUAUAGAUCACUUAAAUACACUUGUCUUUUGUGGACGAUGGGAUGAUGACAAUGGAGGGUUCAACAUGCAGCGAUCAAAACUGCAACACCGAUUGCCUGAGCAAGGGGUUGGAAGGCGGAGCUUGCCAUAUCAACUUUGCUGAUAAAAAAUGCCCCUGCAUAACAUCAAAACCUGUUGAAGAUUGAUGCACUGGUUCAGCAUUCUUCUAGUGCUACUGUUUCGUUGGAUUGUGCACUUUUUCAGCUACGUUUCUCAUCAAUCAGAAAGAGGCAUCUGGUACUAUUUAUCCGUUCAAUUUAUGUGUAAGUGAAGAGGAAAUAGAUGUAGGAAGUCAUCUGUUAACGCAUCUAUAAGUUUUUUGUACUAGAAUCUUACUGUCAGUAUGACUGCCAAAGUAUGCUUUUUGAUUCGCGAUC
Asparagus officinalis (garden asparagus) is the source of this 982-nucleotide messenger RNA. RefSeq names its product probable disease resistance RPP8-like protein 2. The transcript has 2 exons. NCBI's taxonomy places the organism in Eukaryota, Viridiplantae, Streptophyta, Magnoliopsida, Asparagales, Asparagaceae. Bases 142 to 489 code for a protein of 115 amino acids. The record is from RefSeq and is a predicted model, not a curated record.